This is a messenger RNA of Bactrocera dorsalis (oriental fruit fly), 735 nucleotides long. RefSeq lists its product as uncharacterized. Bases 123 to 602 code for a protein of 159 amino acids. Lineage: Eukaryota; Metazoa; Arthropoda; Insecta; Diptera; Tephritidae. The transcript has 4 exons. The record is from RefSeq and is a predicted model, not a curated record.
GAAUUUCUCAACAGUUGCAACAGUUGUCAGGCGCAGUGAAUAUUAAUUGUAUAGUACUCCAACCUCUAGUGAAAUCCACAAAAAUUAAUUAAAUAAAAUAAUAAGUGUAAAAUAUUGUGAAAAUGGUGGUAGAAAAGUUCUGUUGCUUUCGCUUGGAAUCCACAGCGAAAUUCUUCGGCUGGUUGGGUGUCAUUGGCACUGUCCUUCUGACUAUCAUUUCGAUAGUUGGCAUAGUUAAUGCACAUGAAUUAUCCGCAGCAUUACAGAAACAAGGCUUGAAAAUAAGUGAAGGCGAUAUUCAACUAUUCCUCUAUAUCUAUAUAGUCUUAGUUCUCAUCAGUGGUGCCGCAAGCAUUUGCCUGAUUUUGGGUACAGUCCAGAAACGUCACAAUUUGGUUUUGGUUUGGUUGAUCGCUAAUGCCGUGGGAAUAGUGUUUUCGAUUAUUUUCAUGUUCCUCUUUAGUUCUUAUAGCAGUCUUAUAGGCCUCGCAUUGAAUAUUUAUCUUUGGAUUGCGAUGUUCUCGCUUUAUAAGAGAAUAAAAUCGGAAAGACAAACGGGCUUUUCACGUCCAGCUGAGUUUAUGCCCAAACAAAUGGCCUAACUUAAAAGGAAAUGCUGGUUUUUUUAUAACAAAUAAAAAUUUUAUAUUGAUGUUCACAUAUUAUAUACAUACAUACAAAUUUUGUGUAUUUACAAGUCGAUAAAAAUAAAAACAAAUCAAUUAUUUUCUAUUA